This is a messenger RNA of Mustela erminea (ermine), 4544 nucleotides long. It is a transcript of the gene STYX, whose product is annotated as serine/threonine/tyrosine interacting protein. Gene Ontology annotation, biological process: protein dephosphorylation; negative regulation of protein binding; regulation of ERK1 and ERK2 cascade. Gene Ontology annotation, cellular component: cytoplasm; nucleoplasm. The coding region runs from base 389 to 1060 and encodes 223 amino acids. Lineage: Eukaryota; Metazoa; Chordata; Mammalia; Carnivora; Mustelidae. The record is from RefSeq and is a predicted model, not a curated record. The transcript has 11 exons. Gene Ontology annotation, molecular function: protein tyrosine/serine/threonine phosphatase activity; F-box domain binding.
ACACCUGGCGGCCGCGGGGGGCGGGCCGAAGGCAAGCGUGGGCUGGGAUUGGCUGGGGCAGUGCGGGGAGGGGAGACGGUUGUAGGGCUCUUGCUUGUGCCCGAGCCUGUGCGGCCUGAGGGGCGCGGAGACUCAGGGGGAGGGAGACGGCAGCAGCAUGGCGGCCGGGUAUGAGCCGCCCAACCCUCCUCUUCCCCGCUGUCGCCGCCGUCGCCGCCGGAAUCGCUGGGACCGUUUAGUCUGCGUGUGUUAGUUUUAAGCCCGCUGCCCGCCCGUCAGUCCUCUGGUCCACCCGCCCUUCUUCCUUUUUCUGCCACAGGCAGCCCGAGGGUCGGGCGGGCCAGAUAACUCCCACUCCCACCCCACCCACAAGCCCCGGGCCGGGACCAUGGAGGACGUGAAGCUGGAGUUCCCCUCGCUCCCGCAGUGUAAAGAAGACGCUGAGGAAUGGACCUACCCUAUGAGACGAGAGAUGCAGGAAAUUUUACCUGGAUUGUUUUUAGGUCCAUAUUCUUCUGCUAUGAAAAGCAAGCUACCUAUACUACAGAAAUAUGGAAUAACCCAUAUAAUAUGCAUAAGACAAAAUAUUGAAGCAAACUUUGUUAAACCAAACUUUCAACAAUUAUUUAGGUAUUUAGUCUUGGAUAUUGCAGAUAAUCCAGUUGAAAAUAUAAUACGUUAUUUUCCCAUGACUAAAGAAUUUAUUGAUGGAAGCUUACAGACUGGAGGAAAAGUUCUUGUCCAUGGAAAUGCAGGGAUCUCCAGGAGUGCUGCCUUUGUUAUUGCAUACAUUAUGGAAACAUUUGGAAUGAAGUACAGAGAUGCAUUUGCUUAUGUUCAAGAAAGAAGAUUUUGCAUUAAUCCUAAUGCUGGAUUUGUCCAUCAACUUCAGGAAUAUGAAGCCAUCUACCUAGCAAAAUUAACAAUACAGAUGAUGUCACCACUCCAGAUAGAAAGGUCAUUAUCUGUUCAUUCUGGACCCACAGGCAGUUUGAAGAGAACACAUGAAGAAGAAGAUGAUUUUGGAACCAUGCAAGUGGCGACUGCACAGAAUGGCUGACUAGAGCAACAUUAGAGAGGAUGUGAAUUUCUAUUUGGGAAGGAGGAAAUACUAGAGACAAUAAUAAUGUAAAAUGGUAAAAACACAAGUCUUUUUUUUUUUUUUUUAAAUUGUAUGUUGCUUCCAGGCGUGUUUCUCUGCAACUUGUUGAGCAACAUUUUAAGAAGAUGUUGGACUUCUGCAAUAGAUGGCACUGAUGGUUUUACUCCUUUCUUCUUUUUCUUUCUUUCUUUUCCUUUUUUUUUUUCUUUUUUUUCUUUUUUUUUUUUUUUUUACACUUUACAGUUUUAUUAUAAACCAAGAAUUUUGGACUUGCAAAGAGGUAUUAUUGCAAUAAUGCACUUUUCAUACUUGAAAUUUAUUUGUAGGAUAUAAAGUUAUUACUUUAAACAAAAUGCAAGUUAGGGGGGAUUUGUUUAUAAAAUCUGGGUAAUUUAUAACGAGAAUUUCCUAAAGUUUGCUAAUUCAUUUUGUGUUCUAUAUAUUACAUUUUAAAAAUAAUUUUACAGUUCACUUUUAUGAUGGAAACAUUAACAAAUGCAGGAAUCUGCCACAUUUGUUUUAGUGUAGUUUAGUAGCCUCAUUACCCUUUUAUUUUUUUUAAACUUAAUACCUUAUUAAUAAUCUUUGAAUCAUGACAUUAGCUAACUCUUACUUUAACAUGAUCCAAGUAUUGCUUCCAUUCCUCUUCCUAAUUUGUUUAUUCUAUAGAAAAAAAAAGUUUAAUGAACAAAGGAAGACAUUUUGCUUGGUAAUACUAAAAAACUAGGAGUUUGACUUUUGGGUCACUUUCCUUUCUUCUUUAAAAGCCAAAUGUUGUGUUUGUUCUUUCUAGAGUUGUUUAGCCCAUUUUUUCUUUGUCCAAAAUAGUUCUAGAAGAGUAACCAAUGUAGCAUUGUUUCUAAAUGAAGCCCAAAAAAGAAAAGUGCCUUGCAUCAAUAAAAAAAUAAAUCUACACCUUUAAAUUAGUAUGUAGAACAGUACAACAUUUUUAACAUUUUUCUGUAAUUUCUUUUUCUUCUUAACUCUAAGUUAAAACAGAGGUUUAAAGAAACCUCAGUAAAUUAUUUGGAAUAUGGAACAUUUACUUCUUCAUUUUAUGUUGUCUUAAUGAUUCUGUGAGGUUGUUCUGGCUCAGCAGCUUUUCUUUGAAGAUGCAUUUAUUGGGGAAAGUGGUUUGUGGGAAACUUCACUGUAUUUAAAAUUAGUGUUUUAAUUCUUCACGUUGAGUUAAUCCAAAUUUCCCCCAUAAUUUGCAUUAGCAAAGUCACUUUAUGGAUCCUUAAUUCUCCAUAUUUUUAUUUAUACAUAUAAAGAUUGUUCUAAGAAAAACAUUUUUGCUAUUUUAAGUAUGCCACGAGGAAGGAGAGGAGUGUUUUUAACUUUUUAUAGUUGAUUUAGGGUAGCACAAACAAAACUCGUUUAUAUCUCACUUUUCUCAGUCCUCUCUUGAGGUGCUUUACUGAUGGGAAUGGUUUUCCAUACGUUCCCUUGGUACCAAUAGGUACUAUGCAAGGUAACCCAUUACAAGAAGUUACUUCUUUGCUUUUUUCCCUGCAAUGUAAUAUAAUACAGUUAAGAGCUUUUUUUUUUUUAAUCCAGCGUAACAGGAGAUUGGAAAUUAAAAUUGCUUUAUUGAGUUAAUUCCUGUUGACCCAGAUGGUAUUCCUCUUCUGAUUCCCUUCCCCUAUUUUACUACCCUGAAAACAGCCUAUUAUUAAUCCCAUUGUAGUCUUGUAUUCUGUUGUGUAAUUAAGUCAUUUGGUGUGGUAGUCUAGUAGAGUCAAGAUUUGCAUUGUGUUCAGAAAAUCCACUUGGCAAAGUGCCAGAUGCAAUCUAGUAUCUAUGAUGCUUCUUCAUUUGGCAGAAACUCGGCUUAAGAGAAUCUUUGUUAUAGUACAUUUAGGUUUUAAAAUGAGGGAGUUAAGAUUUUAAAAAUUAGUUUAAGUACACAUAUCCUCUCUAGUAGUUGGGCCAAAAAUACAGAUUUGGUCAUUUAUUAAUUUAAAGCUGGUAAUCUUCCACUUUUUCUAACCACUGUAAUUUUUAUGUUGCCACUGAAGUGCCUGCCCAGCACUGUAUAUUAAAGACUGUCUCUUGAACACUAGGAAAAGGGACUAUCAUCUUCUUGAGUACAGUACUAAUGGGGACAAAACAUGAAGUUUAUUCUUUUUUCAUGUAAGAAUACCCCAAGUUUGUUUUACCUUGGAUCCAUUCUUCCACCUAAUAUUCAGCCAGUUCUGGUAGCUCUUCUAAUCUUUCUUCUGUUUGGUUCCAUUUCUGAAAUCCUUUUAUUUCUACAAAUGUUUUGUGAUAGUUACAUAUAAUACAUUUAACCAAUCAUGAUUUUCUAAAACAUUUAAAUAAUGUAUGAGUGAUAUAGCACCCAAUUUUAAAUAUGUAAUCUGGGCAAGAAUUUAAGCUGAAAUUACAGCAAAACAGGAAAACUUCUUUACUGUCCCACUUUAAAAGUAUGAAACAAAUAUUGAAAAUAUUCAAACUAGAAUGGCAGAAUUCUUACUUUCUAAUUUUAGUUAAUUAAUGUUAAUUUCUUAUCCAUUGGGUGUUUAUACAGCAGUUACUUUUAUUUGUCUCUGUGGUGGAAAUGUUAAACUGGGAUAGCUUCUGCUACCAGUUCUCAAGUGUUUAACUUUUAAAGCAGAAUAUUUGUUUUGGGGGGCGGAGUUGUGCUUCAUCUGAGUUUAGAAGUAAUGUCAGAAAAUGUUAAGCAUGUCCUUUUAAAGAGAAUAUAAGGUUUCUAAUUGUCUUAUUACCAUGGUAAUUCAAGUGAAUUAGAAGUAUUUAACUGCAAUCUUGAAUUAUAAAGUUGGGAUGCAUAUAUAUGUGUCUAUGUGUGUAUGUAUAUAUAUAAUAUAUAUAUAAAUAUAUAUAUCGAUAUAUAUACAUAUAUCAGGAUCUCAACUUGAUGUAAAGUAAAUGAGCAGUUACCUGGCGGAUUUUUUUUUAAAUAACUGGUUUAACCCAUAUUUCCAUAACAAACUUAGCUUCACUUCAGUAUUUACUUUAUCUUUGCCCAUUCAACAAUGCUCCAAUAUGGAAAUGAUAGGAAAUAGCUGAGAAUUACUAAAAGAUUUUAUUUUAUUUUUAUUGAUUAGAAAGUUUCUAGAAUCUUUGAAUGCUGGAUUUUUUUGUCUUACCCAUCCAUGGCAGCUAAAAAAAAAAAAAAUCAAAAUAUUCAGGUUUACAUGUUAGCUCUCUCAUAGGGAGUUGCCAUACCUCACAGUUCAAAGUGUAUUCUAUAGAUCAGUAACAUUAUACUGACAUGUAAUUGCAAUUUACUAUGCAGCAAAAAUGAUUCAAGAAAAAUAACCUACAGUGUCUAUUUACCUUUGUAUAGGCAAUUGCUUAAGUUACCCUGCUUUUAACAUUUGUACUUGGAUAAAAUGCUUAUGUAUGUAUAGGAAUGUCACAGUGCAAGAUGCUGCUAGCCCAGGCACAAAGUAUUAAAAUUAUUUUGUGAAGA